This is a messenger RNA of Calypte anna (Anna's hummingbird), 5855 nucleotides long. It is a transcript of the gene ZNF609, whose product is annotated as zinc finger protein 609. Gene Ontology annotation, cellular component: nucleus. Gene Ontology annotation, biological process: regulation of transcription by RNA polymerase II. The record is from RefSeq and is a predicted model, not a curated record. NCBI's taxonomy places the organism in Eukaryota, Metazoa, Chordata, Aves, Apodiformes, Trochilidae.
CCCUCCCCCCUUCCAUGACCGUUGGGCUUCAAUCGUCGCCCUGCACCGCGAUCGUUGUGACUCGGCAGCAAUGCCGUCACCUGGGCACACCCAAACCACUGGAAGCCCCCUGAGAACGUAGGUGACCCCCAGGGCGUGGAGGCAGGGAAGAGCCUUGAACUGUGAGGGGCCGUUAACUCUAAGAUGUCCUUGAGCAGCGGAGCUUCCGGAGGGAAAGGAAUUGAUGCGAACCCGGUUGAGACGUACGACAGCGGUGAUGAAUGGGACAUUGGUGUAGGGAAUCUCAUCAUUGACCUGGACGCUGAUUUGGAGAAGGAUCAGCAGAAAUUGGAAAUGUCGGGCUCCAAAGAGGUCGGGCUUCCGGCACCCAAUGCGGUGGCAACCUUACCGGAUAACAUCAAGUUUGUGAGCCCGGUGCCGGGCCCGCAGGGCAAGGAAGGCAAAUCCAAGUCGAAAAGGAGCAAGAGUAGCAAGGACAGUGGCAAGCCAACCCCGGGGACCUCCUUGUUCACUCCCAGUGAGGGAGCUGGUGGCAAGAAGGAGGCUCAAGGACGCUCUGGGGAUGGCACGAAUUCGGGUGGCUUGGUGCCCACCGUCACCCCCAAGGGCUCGGAGAAGUCGGCCAAGGCGUCUCGCAGCGUGGCUGGCUCCAAGAAGGAGAAGGAGGGAGGCUCAUCCAAAAGCAAGAAGGAAAGAAGUGAGGGUGCAGGGGCUGUGGCAGAGAAGGAGCCCAGCGUGCUGCAGCCUCUGGCCCUGGCAGUGAGGGUGGGACAGUAUGAUGGGGGCCAGGCGACAGAGCCUGCUGCUACCGAGCAGCUUGGGAGUAUAGCUAUUGACACAGGAGCUGCACUCAAUCCCUUGGGAGUUAAGUCGGAGAUGGAGGAUGGGGAAAGUGAGUGCCGGCAGCUGAAGAAGGUGAAGUCGGAGAAGAUGGAGUCUCCAGUCUCUACACCUGCAGUGUUGCCUUUGCACCUCCUUGUCCCUGUUGUCAACAAUGACAUCUCCUCCCCGUGUGAGCAGAUCAUGGUACGCACCCGCUCAGUGGGGGUGAACACCUGUGAUGUGGCCUUGGCCACUGAGCCUGAGUGCUUGGGCCCCUGUGAGCCUGGAACCAGUGUGAACCUGGAGGGCAUUGUCUGGCAAGAGACAGAGGAUGGUAUGCUGGUGGUCAAUGUCACUUGGAGGAACAAGACAUACGUGGGGACACUGCUGGACUGCACACAGCACGACUGGGCACCUCCCCGGUUCUGUGACUCUCCCACCAGCGACCUGGAGAUGCGCAACGGUCGGGGCAGGGGCAAACGCAUGCGCCCCAACAGCAACACACCUGUCAGCGAGGCAGCCGCUGCCUCCGAGAGCAAAGGGAGCAGCAACAGCAGCAAGACACGGGCAGGAGCCAACAGCAAAGGGCGCCGGGGAAGCCAGAACUCCUCAGACCACCGCACCCCACCCGGUGGCACGGCAGAGGAUGUGAAGGCCAGUCCCUCCUCUGUCACCAAGCGGAAGAGCAAACCCCUCUCUGACAUGGAGCUGAACUCCAGCUCAGAGGACUCCAAGGGCAGCAAACGGAUCCGCACAAACUCAAUGGGCUCAGCGGCCAUGCCCCCCACCACAGCCAAGGUGGAGCCGGCUGUCCUGGACCGGAACUGCCCUUCUCCCAUCCUCAUCGACUGUCCCCACCCAAACUGUAACAAGAAGUACAAGCACAUCAAUGGGCUGAAGUACCACCAGGCCCACGCGCACACAGAUGACGACAGCAAGCUGGAGGCAGACGUGGACAGCGAGUAUGGUGAGGAACCCUCCCUGCACGCAGACAUUGGGAGCUGCAAUGGUGCUGCCAGUGCUCAGAAGGGCUCACUCUCACCGGCACGCUCUGCCACCCCCAAGGUGCGCCUGAUGGAGCCCCACAGUCCCUCCCCAUCCAGCAAGUUCAGCACCAAGGUCCCCUGCAAGAAGAAGCUGGGUGGGGAAGGAGACACUGACCCAGGUGCCCUGUCCAAUGAUGGCUCUGAGGAUGGUCCCUCAGUGGCUGAUGAGACAAGUAACGAUGGCUUUGACUCUCUAGAGAAGCGAUGUGUUGAUAAAGACAAGUCAAAGAAGGCAUCCGGUGCUAAGCCAGAGAAGAUCCCUUCCAAAAGCUUGAAGUCAGCCAGGCCCAUUGCACCAGCCAUCCCCCCCCAGCCCAUUUACACCUUCCAGACAGCCACCCUCACCACAGCCAGCCCUGGUUCCUCCACGGGCCUCGCCACCACAGUGGUGCAGACCAUGCCCAACAGCCCUCAGCUCAAACCCAUCCAGCCCAAGCCUACGGUGAUGGGAGAGCCCUUCACAGUCAACCCUGCCCUCACCCCUUCCAAGGAGAAGAAAAAGAAGGACAAGAAGAAGAAGGAGCCUAAAGAAGUAGAAAACCCACUGACUCCUGGCAAAGCUUGCAGAGCAGAGGAAGGCAAGAGCCCUUUCCGGGGGGAAUCCAGUGACCUGGGGACGAAAGGUGAGGGGCUGCUGAAUGGCUCAUCUGACCCUCACCAGAGCCGACUGGCCAGCAUCAAGGCCGAGGCAGAUAAAAUCUACAGCUUCACUGACAAUGCCCCAAGCCCCUCCAUCGGUGGUACCAGCAGACUGGAGAACAACAACCCCACCCAACCCAUGACCCCACUGCACGUUGUCACCCAGAACGGGGCAGAGGCGAGCUCAGUGAAGACAAACAGCCCAGCCUACUCAGACAUCUCUGAUGCUGGGGAGGAUGGGGAGGGCAAGCUGGAGAGUGUGAAGGCCAAGGACCCAGAGCAGCUGGUCAAGGAAGGCGCCAAAAAGGCUCUUUUCCCCCCACAACCACAGAGCAAAGAGUCUCCCUAUUACCAAGGCUUUGAAACAUACUAUUCCCCUGGCUACCCCCAGGCAAGCCCAGGGCCCUUGAACCCGAGCAGCCAGACUGCAGCCGAGACGCAGGCCUUGAAGCUGAAGAAGGAUGAGGAGCAGGAGAACCCGGAGGUGAAGGUGAAGAGUGAGGGCUGCGAGGAGAAGAAGGCAGAGCUCGGUGGCUCCGGCCAGCAGCCCUCCGUCAUCCAGCAGCGUCCUAACAUGUACAUGCAGUCUCUCUACUACAACCAGUAUGCCUAUGUGCCCCCCUAUGGCUACAACGAGCAGGGCUACCACGCUCACCUGCUGAGCACCAACCCUGCCUACCGCCAGCAGUAUGAGGAGCAGCAGAAGCAGCGGCAGAGCCUGGAGCAGCAGCAGCAGCGAGGGCUGGAGAAAAAAGCGGAGCUGGGCUUGAAGGAAAGGGAGGCAGCACUCAAAGAGGAGUGGAAGCAAAAGCCAGCCAUGCCCCCAACGCUCACCAAGGCCCCAAGCCUCACAGACCUCGUCAAGUCGGGACUGAGCAAGGCCAAGGAGCAGGGAGGUCCCGAUAUGGCCAAAUCCGUCAUCAUCCCCAAGCUGGAGGAUUCGUCCAAGCUGUCCGGCAGCCAGGUCGCCGAGGGGCUCAAGGUAAAGCUGAGUGAGGCCAGCCACCUCGGGAAGGAGACCGCCGAGACGAAGGCUGGCUCCGAGUGUGGCCGGCAAGCGGAGGUGGACCCUCUGCUCUGGUACAGACAGGAAGCCGAGCCCCGAAUGUGGACCUAUGUGUACCCGGCAAAGUACUCGGACAUCAAGACAGAGGAUGAGCGGUGGAAAGAGGAGAGGGAGCGGAAGUUGAAGGAAGAAAGAAAUCGAAGCAAAGAAGCCUCAUCCAAGGAGGAUGGGAAGGAGAGCACCAGCUCUGAAUGCAAGCUGACCCCCACUGAGGAGGCUCGCAUGGUGGGGAAGGACCCCAGACCCAGUGUCCAUGUCCCCGUGUCUUCACCCCUCACACAGCACCAGUCCUACAUCCCUUACAUGCACGGCUACUCCUACAGCCAGUCCUACGACCCCAACCACCCCAGCUACCGGGCCAUGCCCACCGUCAUGAUGCAGAACUACCCAGGAUCAUACCUACCCUCCAGCUAUUCCUUCUCCCCAUAUGGGAGCAAAGCCUCCAGCAGUGAUGACAGUGACAAGUCUCGAGCCAGCCCCAGCGUGAGCUGUAAGUCCAGCUCAGAGUCAAAGGCCCUGGACAUUCUGCAGCAGCACGCCAGCCACUACAAGAGCAAAUCACCCACGAUAAGUGAAAAGACAUCUCAGGAGCGUGACCGCGGUGGCUGCGGGGUUGUGGGAGGCGGCGGCAGCUGUAGCAGCGUCGGAGGAACCAGCGGGGGCGAGAGGAGCAGCGACCGACCCCGCACCUCACCAUCUCAGCGCCUGCUCUCAACACAUCACCACCACCACCACCUUGGGUACUCGCUGCUGCCAGCACAGUACAACCUGCCCUAUGCAACAGGUCUCUCCUCCACAGCCAUUGUCGCCAGCCAGCAAGGCUCUGCUCCCUCCCUGUACCCACCAACCCGGAGGUGAGAAUGGUAAGGGCUCUGCUCCCGCCGCACCAGCACGGCCUCCCCACUUCACCUGCAGGCAACUGGGCUGGGGCAGAGGUGGCCGGGAUGGGGGUGCAGGGGAUGCCUCUGAGGGGUUGGGGUUCGCCCGUUGCCCCGGUGCUAGUGGGGCUGACUUACUUUGGGCCGUAGCAGGACGUGACACGCUGGGACGCCUGGGCUGUACAAGACAUGUGACUGGCUCACAUGGGGACGCGCUGGAGACUCCGUUAGACAUCAGUUGAAUGGUGUUAAUUGUUCUGCUUGACGUUCCUGCCAUGAUGAGGCAGACUCUUGUCUUCUCCCCUGCCCUUGGACACACAUUGGCCCCCCCCCUUACUCCCUCCCUUUUGGCAUGUGGCCAAGCUGGUACCUGCGGAAAUAUUUAUUCUCCUGGGCACCAGCGCUUUGGAUGGAGGUGACUCACCUGCCUGGUGCAUAUGAAGAGGAAACUGAAGCACUGAGGUUUCUUGAUGAAUUUGGGACCCUGCCGCAUGUUUGCGAGCUGCUGCUUCAUGAAGGGGUUGGAGUGCCUGUGGGACUGGGGACAGACAGGGGGUGCUGCCUCCUGCCUGUUCCUCACUGGGGCUGGAAGGGCGAGGAUGAGCUCCCCAUGGAGUUGCAGUCUUGGGAUGGGAAGGGCUGGCUCAUGCAGAGCCCAGGUGGGUGUCAAGGGUGCUGAGGGAUGGGUGUCAGCCUGGCCGGAGGCAGCUAUGGAGCUGCAUGUGGGGACAUGCUGCAUGUGGGGCUCCCACUGCUGAUCCUGUACCCCACAGCACCCACUGCUCUCUGCCUGCCUGGGCAGGAGCCACGGGCAUGUGGCUAAUGGCCAGAGAAGUGAGGGAGCUGGGGGCUGCCAGGGCUCCCCCCAGUGCCUUGCAGGGUCUGGAUGUGCCUGAAGCUCCUGCUUAUGGCUUUCAAGUUGGUUUUGUGAUUCUGCAGACCUCAGACCUUUCCUCUGCCCUCCAGCCCUGGAGAGUACUCCCCAAACCCCCGGGGAGUGCAUCCUGCCCGGGCCUGCGGGGUGAGGGCUGUGGCUCUCCAUUGCAUCCACCUGCUCUUAAAGUAGUUUUCCCAGGCAGAGCCCAGCAAGGAACAGCACACUUGGGCUCUGCCAGAGGCACUUGGGGUUGUGCUGGUCCCUGCUCCAGCCUUGUGCCUGGGCUCAGGGCACCAGGCCCUGGGGGUUGCCAGUCCCCACUCUUGGCUGCUCCCCAGUGCCCCAGGACAGGGGCUUUCUGGUCCUCUGCUUCCCCAGCCCCAGCGUGGCUCUCCCCAGGCCGAUGCUCUACCUCGGCUCCGUGGCAGCCGGGAUGCCCCCGGCUCGCUCCCCACUGCCCAGCCUGGGGGCACAUGGGGGCCAUCAGUCUCGGUUGUGUCUGUGUGUGUCCGCGUCGCACCCGGCCC